AGAUAAUUCUGCCAGGAGGAUCUGGAUCUGGAUCUUGGAUAUUAUUUUCUCACACAUGGGGAAUGAGCGCGCAUGCGCAUUACAUCCACAGGAAUAAUUAAAGGGUGUGUCCAAAGAGAUCAAUUUCACAAAUGGCUACUGCAUGCUAGCUAGCUGUUUUAACAGAUAUUUUCUGAGUAUUGUAGCUAACAAAAAGCUAGCGCUUUAGUGCAAGGCUAACUCAUAUGUUGAAUAGAAAGUUUGUGCGAACAGAUGAUGCUAUGAAAGAUUCUGAAGAGACUGCAACAGCCUUCAAUUCACGUGGAUGAACCCAAAAGGUGUAUAAAAGUUGUGGGAAUUGCAAGAAGCAUUACUAAUAAUGAGUUGCUUACUGUGGAAGUCAAUUACUCUCCUGAGCCUGGUUUGGGCUGUUGGAGGACAAUCAAGUGGAGACCUGAGGCUGGUAGGCAACUCAAGCCAAACAGGAGGCUCCUCUGGUAGACUGGAGUUCUAUUACAAUGGACAAUGGGGGACAGUGUGUCAGGACAGCUUUAGUCCAAAUGAUGCCAGAGUGGCUUGUCGUCAACUAGGGUUCUCAAGCUACAGUCGAUACGAAACAGUUGGAAGGCUAGGUUUCUCCUCAGCUUCAUCAACCACUCGGACAUGGCUGGAUGAGCUUCGUUGCUUAGGAACUGAGAGCAGACUCACUGAUUGCCUUGCUAACCCUAUCGGAUAUGAAGAUUGCGUCCAUUCAGAAGAUGUGGCCUUGAUCUGUACUGAAAGCACUGCAAGCCCAAAUGGAGACCUGAGGCUAGUAGGCAGGUCAGGCCAAACAGGAGGCUCCUCUGGCAGACUGGACGUCUAUUUCAGUGGACAACAAUGGGGGACAGUAGCAGUGUGUGAAGACAACUUCGGCUCGAGUGAAGCAAAAGUGGCUUGUCGUCAACUAGGGUUCUCAAGCUACACUCGUUAUGGAAAAGUUAUUGAAACACUAGGAUUUUACCCACCUACAUCAAUCACUCGGACAUGGCUGGACGAGCUUCGUUGUCGAGGAACUGAGAGUAGACUCAUUGAGUGUCCUAACACUAUCGGAGUUGAAGAUUGCACCCGUUUUGAAACUAUUGCCUUGAUCUGUACUGAAUCAUCGGUGUCCAGUGUAUCUAUCGGUAUUGGAGUCGCUGUUCCUGUUAUCAUCAUCAUCUUUGUGGUUGUGAUUAUCAUAUUGUUCUGUGUUAUCAUAAGAAGGCGUCGCCUAAAUCGCCCCUCACCCAGGACUCUAAACACUAACACUACCUCGACAGCCGCAACCGUCACAAAUACACAAAAUACAGCCUACUCCAUGAACCAAAGAUCCUCAAACUCGAAUCAAUCCCCCUGGCUUCAACCAACUGGACAAUACGCCGCUUCCUCCCUGCACCGCACGUCCUAUCCUCAACAACCCCCAGCUGCGUACUCUCAGCAAUCCCCAGCUCCUUAUUUCACCAGAGAACCACCCUCAGCCCCGUACCCCACUGCAAAACCACCCCCUGCUCAGCUCAGCACCCCACUGAAAAGCCUCUACAGUUCUCCACUGUAUUUUUCUGGCGGAGAAGCCCCUCCACCAUAUCCGGGAUAACUAUAAUGGGUACUUUGAUGUCUCAUAUAUAGCUCAUUUUCAUAGCCUGAAUAUUCUUCAAUUCUGUUAUUUUUUAUACAAUCAAAAUUCUGUCACAAACCUGCUGGAUUUUCAUAGCCCGAAUAUUCUUCAAUUCUGUUAUUUUUAUACAAUCAAAAUUUUGUCCCAAA
Messenger RNA from Halichondria panicea, 1764 nucleotides. RefSeq names its product scavenger receptor cysteine-rich type 1 protein M160-like. The record is from RefSeq and is a predicted model, not a curated record. The transcript is spliced from 7 exons. The coding region runs from base 359 to 1594 and encodes 411 amino acids. Lineage: Eukaryota; Metazoa; Porifera; Demospongiae; Suberitida; Halichondriidae. Gene Ontology annotation, cellular component: membrane.